CCCCCGAAGGGAGCGGGAAGAGCCUAGCUUUACCUCCUCUGGCCUCACCGUUCACCUUCUUUCACUUCAAAACAUGAUAUUGCUGCCCUCUGCUGUUCUUUUUGUAAAGUAGUUUUCUCUCCAAAGUAAAUGCUUUUAUGAAACAUUCAUCACUAAAUUACUUUUUCAUCAUUCGGCAAGGAGAGGCCACAUUCAUGUCAAGCAAGCUUGUAGAGGGCGCCAUUGUAGAGGGUUUGUAGGAGUCCCCCACUAUGCGGAACCUUUUAGAAGUUUGUUUCCACUCGUUUUACUACGAAGUGACGCUUCCGUACACUUCCGGGCCGGAGGUUACCACCAUCAGCCGUGGUCACAACACACGUGAGAACUGAAGAAAACUGGCUUUGAUUGGGAUUCGACUACAGCAGGGCUAUUUUCAGUGGACAGGAUGGAUGAGAAAGUAAAGGAACAGAAGCGACAUCAGCAAAAGCACAGCGGACCAAAGGCAGAGAAGAAGAAGCUCAAGAAGCAGGGGGGCUCCACAGAAGAGGAUGAACGGAAACGCAACCCCAAAGCGUUCGCGGUACAGUCCGCUGUACGCAUGGCCAAGACCUUCCACAGGGCCCAGGACAUAAAAACCAAAAAACAUCACAUCCCCCUUGUAGACCGGACUCCCCUGGAACCCCCUCCAGUUGUGAUUGUAGUAGUUGGACCCCCCAAGGUGGGAAAAAGCACCCUAAUCCGUUGCCUGAUCAAAAACUUCACCCGACAGAAGCUCGGGGACAUAUGUGGACCUGUAACCAUCGUCUCUGGCAAGAAGCGCCGCCUCACUUUCAUGGAGUGUAACAAUGACAUUAAUACAAUGAUCGACCUCGCAAAAGUAGCUGACCUGGUUUUGAUGUUGAUUGAUGCCAGCUUUGGCUUUGAGAUGGAGACUUUUGAGUUUCUCAACAUCUGUCAGGUACACGGCUUCCCUCGUAUCAUGGGUGUGCUUACUCACCUGGAUUCAUUCAAGAACAACAAGACACUAAGGAAGACCAAGAAAAACCUCAAACAUCGCUUCUGGACUGAGGUCUACCAGGGGGCCAAGCUGUUCUAUCUUUCUGGUAUGGUGUACGGUGAAUAUCAGACUCAGGAAGUGAAGAACCUUGGCCGCUUCAUCUCUGUCAUGAAGUUUCGUCCUCUGGUGUGGCAGACCUCCCACCCUUAUGUGCUGGUUGACCGUAUGGAGGACUUGACUGACCCCGAGAGGGUGAGGAUAGACCCCAAGUAUGACCGGACAGUUUCGCUCUACGGCUACCUGCGAGGGACAUAUUUGAAAAACAAAGGCCAGGUCCAUAUUCCAGGUGUAGGAGACUUUCAGGUGGCAGAUGUGAACUUCCUGCUAGACCCGUGUCCACUGCCAGACGCUCAAAAGAAGAGAGCGCUGAAUGAGAAGGAGCGUCUGCUCUAUGCACCCAUGGCAGGGGUCGGGGGGGUCGUAUAUGACAAGGAUGCUGUGUAUAUUGACCUUCCUGCUAACCAUGUCAAUCAACAGCAGGAAGAGGUGCGGCCCACCACAGAGCUGGUCCAGUCUCUCAUCGACACACAUUCGACCCUGGAUGCCAAGAUGGCUGCCAGUAAGGUGUCUCUUUUCAGUGGUUCUGCCAACCUGGACCCCACAGACAUUGACGAGCAGAGCGGAGGGAAGGAGGGUCCUCAGGAGAAGCUCGUCUGGGAUCCAAACACCCACAGAAAGAGGAGGAUGGUGGUCUUCACUGACGAGGACGAUGAUGCCAGCAGUUCCAGUUAUGAUGAGGAUGGUGACAGAGAAGACAGUGACCAGGAGGAGAAGGAACAGGACGAAGAUGAAGACGAGGAUAACCUUUCCACAUUUCUCAAAGAGGCAAGAGCCGAAUCUGACAAGACAGAUAAGAAUCUAACAGACAUCACUCCACCAGUGAAGAAGCUGAAACUAGAGGAGAGGAGGGAAGAGAUCGCUGAGGUGCCGGUGUUUGCUGACAGUGAAGAUGACCUGGAGGUGAGUGAGGAGGAGAGUGAAGAAGAGGGGGAGGCUAGGAGAGCAGGAGACUCUGGACACUGUUCUGAAGAGGAUGAAGAAGAGAGUGAUGAAGAAGAGUCAGAAGAUGAAUCAGUGGAAGAGGCUGACACUACAGUGAAAAAAUCAACAGCAAGUGAGGAGGAGGAAGAAGACCAGGGGGCUCUGAGGUGGAAGGAGGGUCUGCAACAGAAAGCAUCAGAGGUGUUUCUACGGCAACAAGAAGCUGCCCCCAAUCUGAGAAAACUGGUGUAUGGUUCAGUUGUAGAGGCAGAUGAUUCUGAGGAUGAGGAGGAGGAGCUGGGGGGGCUGUUUCGAGUCAGCCGCCCUCAGAAGAGCAAACAUUUCCAAGCAAACGCUCUCGACUGCUCCCGCUUCAACCCUGACACUUCCCACAACUGGGACUUGGAGGAGAUGCUGAACUCUAUCAGGGACUGCUUUGUAACAGGGAAGUGGGAGGAGGGCCAAGAUGCUGCCACACUGCUGAAAGAGGAUGAGGAGCUGUAUGGUGACUUUGAGGAUUUGGAAACAGGAGAAGUCCACAAAAGCCAAACUGGGCAGCAGGAUCAGGCUGAGCAAACUAGUGAGAAUGAUGAAGAUAAUGAAGCUGAAGAGAGUCUGGUGAAGGUGGAUGAUGAGGAGAUCCAGAAGAACAAGCGUCUGGAGAAGAAACGCAGGCUGAAGGAGCGAUUCGAUGCAGAGUACGAUGAUGGAGAUGCCACUUACUUUGACGACCUGAAGGAGGAGAUGCAAAAGCAGGCUGAGCUGAACAGGGCAGAGUUUGAGGAUGUGGAUGAUGAGACCAGAGUGCAGUACGAAGGCUUCCGACCAGGAAUGUAUGUUAGAUUAGAAAUCUCCUCUCUACCCUGUGAGUUUGUCACCAACUUCGAUCCCCAUUAUCCCAUCAUCCUCGGAGGUCUGGGCUCUGGUGAGGGCAAUGUAGGAUACCUGCAGAUGCGACUGAAGAAACACCGUUGGUAUAACCGCAUCCUGAAGACACGGGACCCCCUCAUCCUGUCAUUAGGCUGGAGGCGCUUCCAGACCAUCCCCCUCUACCACAUUGAGGAUCACAACGGACGCCACCGCCUGCUCAAAUACACACCGCAGCACAUGCACUGUGGAGCCUCCAUCUGGGGUCCUGUUACUCCACAAGGCACUGGCUUCCUGGCUGUGCAGUCCGUAGCAGGAACUAAAGCUAAUUUCCGUAUUGCAGCCACAGGAGUCAUCCUGGACCUGGAUAAGUCUGUGACUAUAGUGAAGAAGCUCAAACUCAUCGGUUACCCCUACAAGAUCUUCAAGAACACCUGCUUCAUUAAGGGCAUGUUCAACACAGUGCUGGAGGUAGCUAAAUUUGAAGGUGCUUCUCUACGAACAGUAUCAGGGGUCAGAGGUCAGAUCAAGAAGGCCCUGUCUACACCACCAGGAGCUUACAGAGCCACGUUUGAAGACCGUCUGCUUAUGAGUGACAUCGUGUUCCUGCGCUCCUGGUAUCCAGUGUCUGUUCCUCAGCUCUACAACCCCGUCACCUCUCUGCUGCUGGCUGUCGGUCAGAAGGACAGCUGGGCGGGCAUGAGGACCCUGGGGCAGCUCAAAAAUGACCUAGGCAUCCACAACAAACCCAAGAUGGACUCUCUGUACAAGCCGGUGGUCCGAGCCCAAAGGCACUUCAACCCCCUCCACAUCCCCAAGGAGCUCCAGAAGGCCCUGCCCUUCAAGAGCAAACCCAAACAGCAACAACCCAAAGGAAAGGCGCCCAGAGAUCUCCAGAGGCCCAGUGUGAUCAGAGAGCCCCACGAGAGGAAGGUGGCAGCCCUGCUCCACGCUCUGAGCACAGUCCACAGCCACAAGAGUAAGAAAGCCCACAUGGUGCAGCACGCCAGACACAAGACGUUCCUGCAGCAGAAGGAGAAACAGGAGGAGGCCAAGCUGAAGAGACAGAAAGAGGCACGUAAAAAACUGUACCGUGUCAUGGGUCAGAUGGACCAGAAGAAGCAGAGGUCCAGUCUAAAGGGGGCACCCCAGGAUGACUAACUCACUGUAUCUGGACUCAUGAGGCAAACCUCUGAAGACUGUGACUGAGGUUCUUGGUCUGCUAUUUGGACUGUUACCAUGUCUUUCAUAACUUCAGCAGGUUCAUUUUGAUUGUAUUUUUCUAUAGUAUUGAUAUUGAAAAGUUAUCAGAACUUGUUUUAAUAAAACACAAUAGUGACCUAAAACAUGA
This is a messenger RNA of Siniperca chuatsi (mandarin fish), 4235 nucleotides long. It is a transcript of the gene bms1, whose product is annotated as BMS1 ribosome biogenesis factor. The transcript is spliced from 23 exons. Bases 425 to 4045 code for a protein of 1206 amino acids. The record is from RefSeq and is a predicted model, not a curated record. NCBI's taxonomy places the organism in Eukaryota, Metazoa, Chordata, Actinopteri, Centrarchiformes, Sinipercidae. Gene Ontology annotation, cellular component: 90S preribosome; nucleus. Gene Ontology annotation, molecular function: GTPase activity; U3 snoRNA binding; GTP binding. Gene Ontology annotation, biological process: ribosome biogenesis; maturation of SSU-rRNA from tricistronic rRNA transcript (SSU-rRNA, 5.8S rRNA, LSU-rRNA); endonucleolytic cleavage of tricistronic rRNA transcript (SSU-rRNA, 5.8S rRNA, LSU-rRNA).